AUGAGCUCCUCUAUCCUCGACAACUACUUGUGCAACGACGUACACGCGGAGAUAUACGCAGACAUAGAUCGCUUUAUGGACAUGGGAGGGGAAAAGUGUGACCUGGGCCGGUACUCCGACGGAACCACACUACUCAUGGAGACCAAUGUACACAAGGAUGACAAGCGCGGAUAUCUCGCGAAGUCGGACAAUGAUGAUGAGGAGGUCAUAAUCACAGUCACUGGCGUCCUUAUGGAGACCAACCUUCCGCCGUACAUGGAUAUCGCCAGUCUUUAUCGCACACGUCCCAACAAAAAGGACGUGCCCGUCAACCGCGUGUCUAUUGGCUGGUUCGGCCACGGCAACUUCGAGUCCAACCGACUCGCCUUGGAGCACGUUCGCAACAACUUCCAACGCAAGUUCGCGUCGGUCGUCGAUAACCAGUUCCUCGUCAAGGCGGGCGUCCCGAUGAUCAGCCUAGAGAAUAGGAUUGUAUCGAAAGUUGACGAUGUACCGCUUGAUGUCCUGGACGCCACUCUCAACAAGGCGUAUGAUCCACGUGAUAUCAUCCGCAAGAACCUGCUGGACUCUGGCAAGCACCGGUUCGUUGAUGACAAUACCCUGGCGUUCUACAAGCUUGUCACGAAGGACGGGGACGACAUGCAAACCGAACCAUGCGCUCCCGAGGAAUUCAAGAUUGGCAUGAUCGUAUGCGUGCGGGCGACGCCAACUCUCGUCCCAUCAACUAAGGGAGGACACAAGCUCAUACUCAAACUUCGCUCUCUGCUACUCGUUGACGACAAAAUAUACAAGAAAUUCCUCUUCGCUCAGAGCUUGAACGAUGUUGAGAGCGUGCCCAAGCCCGGAUCUGGAUUGAAGCGGUCUGCUUGCGACAACGAUUGGCUCAACCCGAAACGCCGCGCGAUGGACAUGGGUGACGCUCAGAUCAGAGAGAAACGCCAUAACGGACAGGGAAAGAAGAGAGUAGCGGGCGACGAGAGUCUGGUUGAGAAGAUGCAGGGACUUGAAACAUCAGACACACAGAAGGAAGGACAGGCGUCCUCAUCUUCAUGA
This is a messenger RNA of Peniophora sp. CBMAI 1063, 1053 nucleotides long. NCBI's taxonomy places the organism in Eukaryota, Fungi, Basidiomycota, Agaricomycetes, Russulales, Peniophoraceae. The record is from the annotation of a GenBank genome assembly.